This is a messenger RNA of Drosophila willistoni, 2125 nucleotides long. RefSeq names its product tudor and KH domain-containing protein homolog (gene papi). The record is from RefSeq and is a predicted model, not a curated record. Bases 205 to 1944 code for a protein of 579 amino acids. Gene Ontology annotation, biological process: spermatogenesis. Gene Ontology annotation, molecular function: RNA binding. The transcript is spliced from 5 exons. Lineage: Eukaryota; Metazoa; Arthropoda; Insecta; Diptera; Drosophilidae.
UCUUCUGUUUUUGUUGCUUGGCUGACGUAAAUUUACAACAAAAAGAAUUAAUUACAGUGCUUCCAAAUUAGUAAUAAACAAAUUAAAUGCAAAUCAUUAAAUUUAUCAACUAAACUAUAGUCCAAGACUUGAUCAAAGCUUCAGUGGUGGAAGCUUGACCUUUUAAUUGAAUACACAAAAAGACACAGAAAAACAUAUCCAAAAAUGUUGCGCAAUUCACCAUUUUCUGGGACCCCCACAUACAAACUGCUCCUCGGAUUUGGCCUUUGCUCCUUGGGUGGUGCCAUGCUCUAUGCCUAUUUUAAAAAUCGCCAAGAUGACGAUAAUGAUAAUGCUGAUAAUGGCGACAGAAGAAAUGUGACAAGAACACAGGAUAAACCAAAGGAAAUCUGUGUUAAAAUUAUUGUUGAAAAUGACCAUGUGCCGCUAAUUAUGGGACGCGGUGGAGCCAAUAUCAAACUGAUUGAGGAGAAGACCACGGCAAAGAUAAGAUUACGCGAUAAAGAUAGUGGCCAUAAAUUUUGUGACAUUAGCGGUGUGCCCGAUGCGGUCAAGGCGGCACGUUUCCUCCUGACAAAGGAAAUCGAACGGGCACCCAUUGAGAAGGUGGAAAUACAGAUAUCACAGCGAUUGGCCAAUAAAUUAAAUGGCCGUGGUGGUGAACUUCUUCAGGAUAUUAGUCGCAGUUCUUUGGCCAAAUUGUCAAUUGAUCCCAAUGGACGUAAUGGCAAGGCUAAAAUCACUGUGAUAGGCAAUCAGAAGCAAGUGAAUAUUGCACGUAAAUUGCUAGACGAUCAGAUCGAGGAGGAUGAAGAGCUACGUCGAGCAGUCGAGGAGGUGGAACAGCGUCGAGAACCACGCCGAUCGCCAACGAAUAGUUUAGCAUCAAGUUUGUAUUCAUCCCAAACUUCAUUGAGCUCACAUACCCAGCCCAGGGAUAAAUUGAUGGCCUCACGUGGCGAUGAUAAACCUAUGGAGGUUUAUGUCUCUGCCGUUGGAUCGCCAUCAAAGUUUUGGGUUCAAUUGGUUGGACCCCAGACAAAGAAACUAGAUGAUAUGGUCCAAGAGAUGACCAACUAUUAUAGCAACCCGGAGAAUCGGGAAAAGCAUGUCCUAACAGCUCCCUAUGUGGGACAGAUUGUUGCCGCUGUCUUUAAAUUUGAUGAGAAAUGGUAUCGAGCUGAAAUUGUUGAUAUAAUGCCUAAUCAAUAUAAUCCUGAGGAGCAAGUAAUUGAUUUAUAUUUUGUUGACUACGGCGAUAGUGAGUAUAUCUCUCCUGCGGAUAUAUGCGAAUUGCGAACCGAUUUUCUAACGUUAAGAUUCCAAGCAGUUGAAUGCUUUAUGGCCAAUAUCAAAUCCACAAUAGCCAAUCAGCCAAAUACUUGGCAAAAGUCCUCCAUAACCAAGUUUGAGGAACUUACAGAUGUGGCUCAUUGGCGUAAAUUAAUAGCUCGUGUGGUUACCUACAAAGAGCGACCAAAGACUACAAAAGCGGUAAAUUCAGCUGCCCGUGAAGAAACACCUCUGCCUGGCGUGGAGCUAUUCGAUCCAGCCGAAGGUUUUGAGAUAAAUAUUGGCGAUCUGAUGAUCACUAAUGGCUUUGCCAUACCCUUGGAUGAUGAGUAUCCCGUGCGUUCACGUUCCAGCACACCGUCGAGCCCUAGCAGUGAUUCAACUAUCGAGGAGCUGACACCAAUAUCUCCCAACUCGCAGUCAAAUGAAGGAGGCGAUGGUAGCAGUUCAAGCAGAUCACAAUCGACAAUCAAAUCCAUAGCACCACCAGAAGAUGAGCUUUUUGCCAGUCAACUGCAACAUUUGAAACAUAAACUUAAUGGCAACGAUAUUGUCGCCCCCAUUGAUCCGAUUAAAUUGACAACAGCAGACUUACGGAAUGGGAAUAAUAAUAAUAAUAACUCCCACGCGAAUCUAAGAAAUGGUGAUUAGAAGGAUUAGAUCUUUGGCUCAUCGUGAUUAUAUCGUUCAGACUAUUAUUAUUUUCUUUUUCGUUCCUCCGCGUUUUAUUUGUUUUAUUUUUCACACAUUUUUCAUUGUUAAACGGCUGCUGCUGCUCACUCUCUAUCCCCACUACUUACUUGAUCGUGUAUAUAAAGAUAAAGAAAAGAAA